Molecule: messenger RNA, 354 nt
Organism: Pocillopora meandrina
Lineage: Eukaryota; Metazoa; Cnidaria; Anthozoa; Scleractinia; Pocilloporidae
Source: the annotation of a GenBank genome assembly
AUGAGUUUGUCCCAACAACAUAACUCCCAGAAUAAUGAUCAACUGUUUCCAGCAGCUGACAAGAUAAGGGUUACAAUCCUUGCAUCGGAAUGGGGAUCAAGUAAAGGUGGACUAUCCACAUUAAACAGAGAGUUAGCCAUUCAGUUGGCUAAGUUUCCUGAAGUGCAAAUUUCCUUCUUUGUCCCACAAUGUAGCGAGGAGGACAAGAGAGUUGCACUCAGCCACAACAUCAAAAUUGUUCAAGCAACUAGGCGGCCUGGCUAUGAUGAACUUGAAUGGCUGAGCUUUCCGCCAGCUCAGCUCCUAAUUGAUGUUAUUGUUGGCCAUGGGGUAAAACUUGGGCACCAAGCUUAA